Molecule: messenger RNA, 556 nt
Organism: Ascochyta rabiei
Lineage: Eukaryota; Fungi; Ascomycota; Dothideomycetes; Pleosporales; Didymellaceae
Exons: 1
Coding region: 26-556 (176 amino acids)
Biological process (GO): protein phosphorylation
Molecular function (GO): protein kinase activity; ATP binding
Source: RefSeq, a predicted model, not a curated record
AUGUACAUGGCCAACGACGCAGAUAAUGGCGAAGGUGAAGGUGAGAGUGUAUAUCGCAGCGUUAACAAUGAUGGUCGCGAAUGGUUUCUACAUCUCAAACUCGACUGGUCAAUGUCCGGUCGCGGCUCACACGCGGACUUUGGCCAAAGAGAAGCUUUUCCUCUCCAAGAAGGUGUGUACAUCCAGUUUACGCGCUGUCAGAAGCUUAUGCAGCUCCACAGGUCAUUUCCUUGGCAAGGGCUCCAUGGGCGAUGUCUACACGACCGUUGUUCAUGACUACGCCUUGGCAUGGAAAAGGGUGCCUCUGAUUCGCAAGAUGGGGCAAAGAUAUACGAAGGAACUUGCUAUCUUGAAGAAGCUUAGCCACACUCAUAUGAUCAGACUCAUCGGAACGUACACUUAUCAACAAUUCCUAGGACUUCUGCUUCAUCUGAUCGCCGUUUGCUACUUACACACCUUCUUCAACGACGUCGAGGCCUAUUGGAGUGCCAGUGCAGAUGACACCCAGAAAGACCGUCUCGAAAGACUUCAUUUCUGUAGUCAACAACCAUCUUAG